Glossina fuscipes is the source of this 1165-nucleotide messenger RNA. RefSeq names its product integrator complex subunit 12 (gene IntS12). NCBI's taxonomy places the organism in Eukaryota, Metazoa, Arthropoda, Insecta, Diptera, Glossinidae. Gene Ontology annotation, cellular component: integrator complex. The transcript has a single exon. The coding region runs from base 152 to 1048 and encodes 298 amino acids. The record is from RefSeq and is a predicted model, not a curated record. Gene Ontology annotation, biological process: snRNA 3'-end processing.
UUUGUAUUGUUCACAAUCUUAAAUACAUGUUAAUGUUGGCAUUGCCACUAACGAAACAGCUGUCGUUAUCAACAAUUCUUAGUCGGCACUCAUUGCAAUCGUACAAAACCAAAAUUUUUUUGCAAUCAUAAUUAUUAAAAUUAAUAAAAACAUGUCUUCAUCCGCGGAGUUUGAAUUUUUAUUAAAGCGAGCCACAACUUUGUUGCAUUCAUCACAAUCGAAUUCUGCUUUCGAAUUGCGACAAUUGCUUGAUGAAGAAAUAAAAAAGCGCUAUGGAUCAGAAAAAAUGAUUACAAACAGCAUGAACAAAAAGCAAUUAGACGAAGAAGCAAAUUUUCCUGGCCGCCGAGCUGCCACUCCUCCACCACAACCAGUUGAGGAAAUUAUUAAUUUGAUUAACUCUCCCGCUAAAACAAUAUCGGAUUCCCCAGAUACGAUAGUCGAUUCCGAAGAUGCAAGUGGCGCUUUGUUAUCGACAACAGCAGAAGACGAGGCUAAUCUUAAAGAGUUUGGUGAUUUGAAUUGUUGUGUUUGUGGUGAAAUGAUGUUUACGGCCACAAACCGCUUAAUUGAAUGUUGUAAAUGUGGCUCUUUAUACCAUCAAGAAUGUCACAAACCUCUUAUCGCAGACGAUGAAAUUUCCGACGACCAAGUACAAAAUUGGCAAUGCGAUAAUUGUGUCAAUAAGCCCUCAACGACCAAAGCAGCUGGUUUAAUAGCCGAUGAACUAAUGCCACUGACGACCACUUCAGUCGGUUCAAUUAACAAAUCAAAGUCGUCUGCCACUUCAUCGCGGUCAUCAUCGUCAUCAAAUUCCUCGUCUCCUUUUUACAAAGCAGAACAUACACUAACUUCUACUGCAACGACAUCCAAAGUUAAAGAAGAAAAACCAGCUUCAUCGACUUCAAAAUGUGCAACGAUAAGUACUGGGAUCACUCAAUCAUCAUCAUCAUCGUCAUCCAAAAAGCAUUCUUCUUCUUCUCCUUCAUCAAAUAAAUCGAAGUCUUCCUCAAGACAUCACGAUAGUAAGCGAAAAUCCGCAAAAUAACGAAAAAAGAAAUACUUUUAGAGAUAAGAUUGCAUUUUUACACUAAGAAUCUUUAUGACAUCAUUUAACCAUUUUCUUGUUUUACCUUACAUAAGCCGUAUAUAUAUAUAUAUAUAU